Molecule: messenger RNA, 673 nt
Organism: Urocitellus parryii (Arctic ground squirrel)
Lineage: Eukaryota; Metazoa; Chordata; Mammalia; Rodentia; Sciuridae
Product: MOB-like protein phocein
Source: RefSeq, a predicted model, not a curated record
GAGCCGCCCAGACUCUGGCACUAUGGUCAUGGCGGAGGGGACGGCAGUUCUGAGGAGGAACAGGCCGGGCACAAAGGCGCAGGAUUUCUAUAAUUGGCCUGAUGAAUCAUUUGAUGAGAUGGACAGUACACUUGCUGUUCAGCAGUAUAUUCAACAGAACAUAAGGGCAGAUUGCUCCAAUAUUGACAAAAUUCUUGAACCUCCUGAAGGCCAAGAUGAAGGUGUGUGGAAAUAUGAACAUUUAAGGCAAUUCUGCCUUGAACUAAAUGGACUUGCUGUCAAACUUCAGAGUGAAUGCCACCCAGAUACUUGUACUCAAAUGACAGCAACUGAACAAUGGAUUUUUCUUUGUGCAGCUCAUAAAACUCCAAAAGAGUGUCCUGCUAUAGACUAUACUAGACACACACUUGAUGGUGCUGCGUGUCUUCUGAAUAGCAAUAAAUAUUUUCCCAGCAGGGUUAGCAUAAAAGAAUCAUCUGUAGCAAAACUAGGAUCAGUAUGCCGUAGAAUUUACAGAAUAUUUUCACAUGCUUAUUUUCAUCACCGGCAGAUAUUUGAUGAGUAUGAAAAUGAAACAUUUUUAUGUCAUCGAUUUACUAAAUUUGUGAUGAAAUAUAAUUUGAUGUCGAAGGAUAACCUGAUUGUACCAAUUUUAGAAGAGGAAGUUCAGAAU